GGCGCCAAGGCAGGAGAGGACGAAAGGCGAUCACCUCUGGCCGGUUUGAUCCAAUCCCCAAAUACCGAGUGAGGCUGAUGGACAUGCCUCUCGGUGCAUGAGGACGACACAGUGGCUCCACCGGGGUUUUUAAAAUUAUUUUUUUAGUCCGAGGAGCACGUUUGAGAUCCACACAGCGAUGUUCCACUGAGGCUGUGGAGAGAGGGGGAUCCGAACGGCACCGAAGGGGGUGGAUUGGAGCUAUUUCGCAGUUUCUACAUCAAACUCCCCGGAAUACAAAUCCAGGUGGUGGGUGGAGAAGAAGCACAGCCCAGUGCUGGAUCCCAGGGGGACUGUCAGUGUGGUAAGGACACUUGAGACGAAGGAGGGUGCAUGGAGGGUUCAAGGCCUGUGAAGCCGGGGUCGUCCGCCUGCUGCUGGAUGGGGCUGGUCUCGGUUGCCGUCGCCUUCCUGUGUACGGAGGCCCGGACCACUCCGAGCCCUCUGCUAACCCCCAGCAAUGCCACUUGCACGGGAAACUCCAAGUGUCAGGAGGGCAUCAUCCUGCCCAUCUGGUAUCCCGAGGACCCCUCCAUGGGAGACAAGAUCGCACGGGUCAUUGUGUAUUUUGUGGCCAUGAUCUACAUGUUCCUCGGGGUGUCCAUCAUCGCCGACCGCUUCAUGGCAGCCAUUGAGGUCAUCACCUCCCAGGAGAGAGAACUUGUCAUCAAAAGGCCCAAUGGGGAAACGAUCACAACCACGAUUCGGGUGUGGAACGAAACGGUCUCGAAUCUCACCCUCAUGGCCUUGGGCUCGUCCACCCCCGAGAUUCUGCUCACUUUAAUCGAGGUCUGUGGACACGGAUUCCAAUCUGGCAAGCUCGGGCCCGCCACCAUCGUCGGCAGCGCGGCCUUCAAUAUGUUCGUCAUCAUUGGCCUCUGCGUGUCCGUCAUCCCCCAAGGAGAAGUGCGCAAGAUCAAACACCUCCGAGUGUUCUUCGUCACCGCGGGCUGGAGCGUCUUCGCCUACAUCUGGCUCUACAUGAUCCUGGCCGUGUUCUCUCCCAACGUCGUCCAGGUCUGGGAGGGUCUCCUCACACUGGCCUUCUUCCCCAUAUGCGUGCUUCUGGCGUGGGUGGCGGACAGGCGGCUGCUCUUCUACAAGUUCAUGCACAGGACGUAUCGCACCGACAAACACCGGGGCGUCAUCAUCGAGACGGAGGCCGAUCGCUCCAAGGGCAUCGAGAUGGACGGCAAGAUGGCCAACUCCCACUUCAUGGACGGGGGGGCGACGGGCAACCUCGUCGCUCUGAUGGAGAGCAAAGAGGCGGACGAGUCCCGGCGCGACAUGAUCCGCAUCUUGAAGGACCUGAAGCAGAAGCACCCGGAGAAAGAGAUGGACCAGCUGGUCGAGAUGGCCAACUACUACGCCCUGUCGCACCAGCAGAAGAGCCGCGCCUUCUACCGCAUCCAAGCGACGCGCAUGAUGACCGGCGCCGGGAACAUCCUGAAGAAGCACGUGGCGGAGCAGGCCAAGAGGAGCGUCAGCGUGCAGGAGGUUCGCGCGGAGGAGCCCGACGAGUUCGUGUCUCGAGUCGUGUUCGAGCCCGCCGUCUACCAGUGCCUGGAGAACUGCGGCGCCGCCAUCCUGAGCGUCGCCAGAAAGGGCGGCGACGUCGACAAGACCAUCUACGUGGAUUACAAGACGGAGGACGGCUCGGCCAACGCCGGGGCGGACUACGAGUUCUCGGAGGGCACGGUGGUGUUCAAACCGGGGGAGACGAUCCGGGAGAUCCACAUCGGCAUCAUCGACGACGACAUCUUCGAAGAGGACGAGCACUUUUUCGUGCGGCUCAGUAACCUGCGCGUCCUGGAGACGGAGGACGAGGUGCUGUCCCCGAACAGUCUCCAGUACCCGAAGGCCACGCUGGGCUUCCCCGCCGUGGCCACCGUGACCAUUCUGGACGACGACCAUUCGGGCAUCUUCACCUUCGAGAGCAAGUCGGCGCACGUCAGCGAGAGCACGGGCGUCAUGGAAGUGAAGGUGCUGAGGACUUCCGGAGCCAGGGGGACGGUCAUUGUGCCUUAUCGCAGCAUGGAAGGACUCGCCAAAGGAGGAGGGGAGGACUUUGAAGACACCUUCGGAGAGCUGGAGUUCAAAAACGACGAGACCUGCAAACUCAUUCACGUGAAAAUCAUUGACGAUGAGGAGUAUGAGAAAAACAAGAACUUCUUCCUGGAGCUGGCGGAGCCGCGCAUGGUGGACAUGAGCCUGCAGAAAGCCCUGUUGUUAGCUGACGAUGCACCAGACAGGAAGAUGUCAUCCGACGAGGAGGAAGCCAAGCGGAUCGCAGAGAUGGGAAAACCGGUGCUGGGGGAACACGCCAAGCUGGAAGUCAUUAUUGAGGAAUCAUACGAGUUUAAGAGCACAGUGGACAAGCUGAUCAAGAAGACCAACCUGGCCCUGGUGGUGGGAACCAACUCCUGGAGAGACCAGUUCAUGGAGGCCAUUACAGUCAGUGCAGCAGACGAGGAUGAGGAGGACACGGGGGAGGAGAGGCUGCCGUCCUGUUUCGACUACGUCAUGCACUUCCUCACCGUCUUCUGGAAGGUGCUGUUCGCCUGCGUUCCUCCCACCGACUACCUGAACGGCUGGGCCUGCUUCAUCGUCUCCAUCGUCAUCAUCGGCCUGCUCACCGCCAUCAUCGGCGACCUGGCGUCUCAUUUCGGCUGCACCAUUGGCCUCAAGGACUCCGUCACCGCCGUGGUGUUCGUGGCGCUGGGCACAUCCGUGCCAGACACCUUGGCCAGUAAGGCAUCCGCGGUCCAGGACUCGUACGCGGACGCCUCCAUCGGCAACGUGACCGGCAGCAACGCCAUCAACGUCUUCCUGGGCAUCGGCUUGGCGUGGUCGGUGGCGGCCAUCUACUGGCACACGAAAGGGAAGCCGUUCGUGGUGGAAGCCGGCUCGCUGGCCUUCUCCGUCACGCUCUUCACCAUCUUCGCCUUCCUGGCCAUCUCGGUGCUGCUCUACCGGCGCCGGGCCCACAUCGGCGGAGAACUGGGCGGGCCCCGGGGACACAGACUGGCCACGUCAGCCUUCCUUUUCGGCCUGUGGUUCCUUUACAUCCUCCUCUCCAGCCUGGAGGCCUACUGUCAUAUAGAGGGCUUCUAAACCCACAGAGACAAACACGCAGGGCUUCAAAGUACAACUGCAGAGCUAAAAGAGUGAACUCUCACUGUGGAAUUUGGGUCAGUCUUGUGUUGUAUGAAAGGACAAGAGAGGUAGACCCAGGGUUUUCCCAGACGCCUCCAUCCCAGAAGCCCCCCCCCCCCUCCUCUCUCUCCCCCUCAACCCCUUCUGUAAGGAUGCUUGGAGGUGAGUAUCCUGCCCUCUAGUGCCGACAGCUGCAGGAGAGCCGUCCUGAGCCCGCGCGAGCGUCCUCACAGUCGGGAUCGAGUCACCGCCGAGUCCAGAAGAUGCCGACGCCUGGUGGUCCUGCAUUCCACUGGAAGAGACUGCAGCCUAAUAUCCGGGGAGAGAGCUGAGCUUAUCAGAGGUCUCUAUUUUUCUCAACAUCUGACGAGAACCACUUUAAAAAAAAAGUAUUUUGGGGAUAAAAAUGCAAAAAAAAUAAAACGACAAAAAAAAAAUAACACACACACACAAAGAGGGAAUAAAAUAACUAUUUUCUGAUCCAUGUUAAGGAAUAGAAAAAUAUGAUAUUGUAAAUGGGAAUAUGUUGUUGAGUGACAGUGGCGAUGGAGUCGUAGUAUUUAUUUUUGUUUGCAAAGUCUCCUAAAGAGCACUGCAGAGUUAUCAGAAAUCACACAAAGAAGAAGAAGAAGAAGAGGAAGAAAAAGAGCAACAGUGUUCAUACGAAUCCCUAUUCAAACAAGCGAGGAGGAAGAGGUGGACACAGUGAACACGGUCAAACUGCCCUGAACAUUACUUCCGUACUCUAUACGUAUCUAUAUAUAAUAUAUUUUCUGUAUAUUUUGAAUAUUUGUUUAAAUGUGGUCACCUUCUGCUCUAACAACAGAGAAUUGCUGUGGCUCAGCGGUAGGGGGGGUCAAACUAUAUACUGGAACGAUGUCUUCACAUUUCUAAGAGUUAUGUAUCUUGCCUAUAGGUAAAAGUAUGACAUUUUAUUUAUUUACUGAUAUCUUGGUCUCGCUCGAGUUUUCACCUUUUCAAUCAGAAAAAAAACGAAGAAAAAAAAACUGUCGCUGCAGGGGUAAAUUCAGAGGUAUUUUUGUACUCUUCCUUCCAUGCACUAUCGUUCUAUUUAUGGAGACUUCUACUUCAACGAGCCAAUAUUAAAGGUGUCACGAUGGACUGAACAGAGUGCCUGUGGAGGGAGAGGCGUCUGCAGCCGCCCACACCGACGAGCUCUUUGCUCAACUCAAGAGUUUCUUCCAAAAAUGGUGCGUGCCCAUCUUUAAAGCUGCAUUAAUAUAUUUUUUUUGGGGGGGGGGGGCACUUAG
Messenger RNA from Pseudoliparis swirei, 4466 nucleotides. RefSeq names its product solute carrier family 8 member 3 (gene slc8a3). Gene Ontology annotation, biological process: calcium ion import across plasma membrane; sodium ion transmembrane transport; cell communication. The transcript has 8 exons. Lineage: Eukaryota; Metazoa; Chordata; Actinopteri; Perciformes; Liparidae. Gene Ontology annotation, molecular function: calcium:sodium antiporter activity. Gene Ontology annotation, cellular component: postsynapse; axon; sarcolemma. The record is from RefSeq and is a predicted model, not a curated record. Bases 373 to 3153 code for a protein of 926 amino acids.